UCUUAUGACCCCAACAAUCACUGAAAUCGUUGACAUCACACCUUCAGACCAUGUCACACUCAGGCUUCCUGUCGCGGUAACCAGAAACCAUGAUACUCCGCCAUACAAUUUGCCAUGGCCACAUCCUUCGUCCCGCGCGCUAUAUUCCCGACCCUCCAGAACCUCCCAAAGUCCUACUUUAUCGGCCACCAUAAGACCGCCAUCCAGAGCAUCCGCAAGACAAUCUCCACCAUCGAUCUCGUGAUAGAAUGUCGCGACUACCGUGUGCCUCUGACGAGCAUAAAUCCACUCUUUGAGCAGUGCCUCGAAGGCCGCCCGCGCGUACUUGUCUACACGAAGCGCGACGUCGGAAAUUCCGCCUCGAUCGAGGAUGCAAAUCGCGAAAAACUCCUCCGCAACGCCUAUAGCCCCUCCACCACGGUCUUCUUCUCCGACUGCACAAACAAGUUCCACGUCAGCGGCAUCCUCAAAUACCUCAAGAGCCAGAUUCCCACCGCUUCGUCGCUCACCGGCCUGCAAGUCCUCAUCGUCGGCAUGCCCAAUGUCGGAAAAUCAACGCUCCUCAACUCGCUCCGUCACAUCGGCGUCAAUCGUAAGAAAGCCGCACGGACAGGCGACCAGCCCGGCGUGACGCGCAGCAUGCCGUCAUACGUGCGCAUCGCACAGGCUACGGGCAACUGGCGCGAUCCCGGCGGUGUGUAUGUAAAAGAUAGUCCGGGGGUGUUUGUGCCGUACAUUCCAGACCCGGACGCGAUGCUGAAGCUGGCCCUGUGCGGCUGUGUGAAGGAUACCGUGAUUCAUCCAGUCCAAGUCGCCGACUACCUGCUAUACCAAAUCAAUAAGCACGGUAAACACAAUGCGUAUAAGCGCUUCUGCGGGCCGACAAAUGAUAUCAUGGAGCUACUACUAGGGGUAUCGAAGAAUCUGGGCAUGCUUAAGAAGCAGGGGGAGCCGAUGUUUGAGGGCGCGGCGGUGAGGUGGUUGCAGUGGUUUCGGCAUGGGAGGAUGGGGAGGUUUUGUCUAGAUGAAGUCAGUGAAGAGAGUAUUCGUGAGGCACAUGCUGCGAAGCCGUUCAUAACGAGUUAUAGUGCGGCGAAGAAGCAGAGUAAAGCGAUACGUAUCAAAGGGCAAAGGAAUAUUACGACCGAGGAGCAGUUACCGUAGGGGGUGUGUAUAUAUUGUAUAGUAGGACUCGCUAUCCGUGUUGUGUCGAAGAAGUGCUUUUGUUAGUGGGUAUCAUAGCUAAACUUUUCCAGGUUCCUUUUUCCAUCCAUCCCGUAUCAGUUUCUCAGCUUUAGUACCUCGCACCACAUCCUCACCUCGGCUUCCUCCCGCCUCCUCUCUCCUCUUGCAAACCUCCCCACCGUCUCCUUCGCCCCCUUCACGCCAAUCUUCUCCCACACCUCGCGGAGUCCCAUCAAACUUGCCGCCGCCGCAACCUCUACCUUUUUCCCCAUCUCCUCCUCCUCCUCACCACCCGGACCUCCUCCUUGCACAUCUAUAUCCCAGGCUUCGUCCUCUUCAUCUUCGUCACCCUCAAUCCCGAUGCCCUC
Molecule: messenger RNA, 1553 nt
Organism: Pseudovirgaria hyperparasitica
Lineage: Eukaryota; Fungi; Ascomycota; Dothideomycetes; Acrospermales; Acrospermaceae
Product: mitochondrial GTPase-like protein 1
Exons: 2
Coding region: 115-1164 (349 amino acids)
Cellular component (GO): mitochondrion
Molecular function (GO): GTPase activity; GTP binding
Source: RefSeq, a predicted model, not a curated record